Messenger RNA from Peromyscus eremicus (cactus mouse), 542 nucleotides. It is a transcript of the gene Rps15a, whose product is annotated as ribosomal protein S15a. The transcript has 5 exons. Gene Ontology annotation, cellular component: ribosome; cytosolic small ribosomal subunit. Gene Ontology annotation, molecular function: structural constituent of ribosome. The coding region runs from base 110 to 502 and encodes 130 amino acids. Lineage: Eukaryota; Metazoa; Chordata; Mammalia; Rodentia; Cricetidae. The record is from RefSeq and is a predicted model, not a curated record. Gene Ontology annotation, biological process: translation.
UUUAUUUUGGGUGGAUGGCCAUGAAGUCUCGCGAUAGCACUUCCGCUUCCCAUAACUCCGUGCGUUCGGCCCUCCCACCCUCUUUCCGCCAUCUUUCCGCGCCGGCACCAUGGUGCGCAUGAAUGUCCUGGCUGAUGCUCUCAAGAGCAUCAACAAUGCUGAGAAGAGAGGCAAACGCCAGGUCCUCAUCAGGCCCUGCUCCAAAGUCAUCGUUAGGUUCCUAACUGUGAUGAUGAAGCAUGGUUACAUUGGUGAGUUUGAAAUCAUCGACGACCACAGAGCUGGGAAAAUCGUUGUGAACCUCACAGGCAGGUUGAACAAGUGUGGGGUGAUAAGCCCUAGAUUUGAUGUGCAACUCAAAGACCUAGAAAAAUGGCAGAACAAUCUGCUCCCAUCCCGUCAGUUUGGCUUCAUUGUACUGACAACCUCAGCUGGCAUCAUGGACCAUGAAGAAGCAAGACGAAAACACACAGGAGGAAAAAUCCUGGGAUUCUUUUUCUAGAGAUGUAAAACACAUUAAUAAAAAGCCUCCAUGGACUAUG